Molecule: messenger RNA, 2516 nt
Organism: Exaiptasia diaphana
Lineage: Eukaryota; Metazoa; Cnidaria; Anthozoa; Actiniaria; Aiptasiidae
Product: transient receptor potential cation channel subfamily A member 1
Exons: 14
Coding region: 257-2299 (680 amino acids)
Biological process (GO): calcium ion import across plasma membrane
Cellular component (GO): membrane
Molecular function (GO): calcium channel activity
Source: RefSeq, a predicted model, not a curated record
ACAACAACACCCAUUGAUCAAAUCAUUCCGAUCGAGUGAUUAUCWYKCAGUAUUUUGAUUCAUUCUUGAUUUUAGUGCACUAAUCUUGGUUAACUUAAAUUCUUGAUUGUCGUGAAAUGUCUUAAGUGAUUUUGGACAAAUUUGUAGUGUAUUUGAUGRUUUWAUAGCAUAAAACGAGUCAUUUAGAUUUACGCCUGCUUGAAACGAAAUCCAGAUCACACGARUGCAGCGRMYCKUCAGUUAGACACUGGAAUUCAUGGCCACUGAAAGAAAAGGAAAAUACGACCCUAUUGAAAUGCAGAGUCCAACAACUCCAUCAGAACAGUUGCCACCAGUUGUGCCGAAAGAAGAGGAACUUGAGGAUGAUUUUGAUAGAGACUUUUGGGUUCAUGUGCGUAAAAUGUUUAACUCAGAAAAGGAAAAGAGUAUUUCAUGGUCCAACGCCAUGGAUAGAGUACGAGUAGCUCGGCUUGUCAAGAAAUACAAGGACAACGGAAGUAAACCAGAUCAAGAUCCUUUACUAAUUCUUGUCAAGAUAUGGCCACAAGCGAGUAAAUAUCAAGGCAAAGCUGACCUUGUUGAACCUUUGAUUCAAAGAUUUGCCCAAAUUCUUUUGGAAGAUGACAAAGACAUGAAUAAGAAGAACAAAUACGAGACUUUUAGAGAUGAAAGUGAAAAAACCAAGAAGACACUUCUACACUAUGCAGCAGAAAGGAACUUCUACCACUUAGCUCGCACCCUGAUAGAAUACUGUCCUGGUCUUCUGGCACUCAAGACUGCAGCAAUUGUAUCUGAGAAGAAGCGUGAACUUCUACCUGUGGAAAUUGCAUUGGACAAGGAAAACGAUGAAGCUGCAGCUGUUAUGCUCAGGCAUAUGAGUCAUGAAAGAGUUCAAAGUAUGUUUUCUUGGAGACCUGACCCAAAUUUGCAGUCACCAAGACCUUCUCAAAUGAGUUUUCACAAGAUUUUAUCGAACCCCAAAAUGAAGAAAUCAACUAUUGCUAUUCUUGAUUGUAUGGUUAAUCCUCAUUGGCCGUAUCUUCCUGACAAAAAGAGCGACUACCUCUCCAUAGAAGAAGAGCAAGGCAUCGAAUGCGCCUGGGCCACAGUACCGGAGGACCCUCUGGAUUACCACUUCUUUUACCACGUCCUUGAUAGUGAUGAUUGUGGCAGACCCCCUAAGAUAAAGGACACAACAACCAAUAAAUUGGUCCCUAAUCCUUUCUUCAAUAAGAAAGCUCCAUCGUGUUUAAAUAUCAUCGCUAAUAGUGAUAAUAUAGAUGCUGUCCACCAUCCAGUUGUCAGGAUGCUGAUACGAUUGAAGUGGAAUGCUUUUGGACAGACAUUGCUAUCAAUUCGUGGCAUUACAUAUGUGUUUUUUCUCUUGGUGCUCUCCUUUGCAUUGCUCCAAGGAUCAACAAGUGUUGAUCUCAAUGAAUACCGCGAGCCCUGGGACAGAGUGAGGGCGAUAGCCGAGUUUGCUACUUUUGCGAUGGUUUGUUUUUACAUAUUUGAAGAAAUCAACCAGUUUGCAAGAGAGAAACGCAUGUACCUAAAGGAUAAGUACAAUCUCUCUGACUGGAUUGGCUUGUUGUUACUACUCGCUAUCAUCCCUUUACGAGCCAUCAACCACGACUCACAGUGGCAUGUUGGUUCAGUUGGAUAUCUCGUCAACUUCUUAAGGAUUUUUAAGUUUUCCUGUGUUAACAAGACUGCUGGGUUGUACACAAACACUCUGUUUAGGAUUGUGGUCAAUGAUAUUCCGCGUUUUUUGUGCACAUUUGCGGUGAUAUUCUUUUCCUUUUGUGGUGCGCUGUUCCUUUCUCUGCGCGCUUCAAGCAGUCAAAGUCUUCUAGGCGGUUUUGAACAAGUUCUGUUAAGUGGAAUUAGAGUAUUGGCUGAGGCGCAACCUGUGGCUGAAGAGUACAAAGGAUACAAUUGGUUGUCAAUUCUAUUACUACUGACCUACAUGGGAACUGUGAUUGUCAUUAUGCUCAACAUCCUCAUCGCACAAUUGAGUACAACUUACGCACAGGCAAAGUACAACGCAAAGCUGCAAUAUGAUGUAGAUCGUAUGCUUCUACUUGCGAGAAUGGAGAACUACCCGUUUUUGAAUCUACGUGUCAAGCACUACAAAGAUGGUGAUUGGAUAAGCGAACUGAAUCUUGCCAAAGAAUUAUUAGAGUUCACCGAGGAACGUCAUUCACUUGAAACCAUCGAACAAAAGCUGAACUCGCUGAGAGAUUUGAUGAGGAAGAUCGUGAAAACCAUGAAACCUGUKGCAGUAAAGGAACAGUGACCAAACUGUACAGCGGUAAUACACCACAGAAUCUGAACCGGUUGUUGCUACUARCCAGYGGUUAGUCAGAUAAGAGAAAUGCAUGUUGCAUCAGUAAAAAUAAUAGUAAGAGACUUUUUAGUUUUCAYAGCUUUUUUAAAAGCAUUGCCAUUGUAAAACAAUAAUGCAAUAAAGGGAAAAGGGAAAUUUAAUAAAAAAGCCUUUAUUCGACAUAAAA